Molecule: messenger RNA, 423 nt
Organism: Penicillium paradoxum
Lineage: Eukaryota; Fungi; Ascomycota; Eurotiomycetes; Eurotiales; Aspergillaceae
Exons: 2
Coding region: 1-423 (140 amino acids)
Source: RefSeq, a predicted model, not a curated record
AUGUCGGAUGAGACAUUGAACAUAGCGGCACUGCAAUCCCUUGUGUCUUCGAUAGACAACACUGUUGACCGUUCACUCCGGGUCCCUGAGUUCAAUGCUAUCCCCGUGGACUCUGAGUUAGACAUCAAUAAGCGCUUUGCCAAUGGGGCUCUCGGACACCUAGGGACUCGGCGUUGCAUCCUGCAUGUCACAAACCCCGAAGUGGUGAUACUGCGUCUGGUGGAAAACGUGUCCGACAAGUCAAACUGGGAAUGCGACGUCUUUGACGAAAAGGUUGUCAUGCAAGAGCAUGGUGAAGCCAUGUUGGACUCACAACUAGGAAACGACUUGUGCUUUGAAUGGGACAUCGAUUUCGAUAUGGAUCUAGUCUCAGCUACCAUGGGCAGCUACCAUGUGGAAUUGAUGCACUCAGCAGCUGCAUGA